This is a messenger RNA of Habropoda laboriosa, 1150 nucleotides long. RefSeq names its product ubiquitin-associated protein 1. NCBI's taxonomy places the organism in Eukaryota, Metazoa, Arthropoda, Insecta, Hymenoptera, Apidae. Gene Ontology annotation, molecular function: ubiquitin binding. Gene Ontology annotation, biological process: ubiquitin-dependent protein catabolic process via the multivesicular body sorting pathway. The record is from RefSeq and is a predicted model, not a curated record. Gene Ontology annotation, cellular component: ESCRT I complex. The coding region runs from base 17 to 1150 and encodes 377 amino acids. The transcript is spliced from 4 exons.
UUUAAUUGCAUCAUACAUGGAUGGAGUUCACGUUAAAAUUGCUGAGGCCUAUAAACCUCCAAGAAAAGUAUGUUUACCAGCUGCAUAUAACAAUAAGCUACCAGACGUAUCAAAAUUGACUUAUGACUUCAGCUUGGAACGAUCGGUACUUGAAAAAAUGACAGAAUGGCGUAAUGUUAGGGAAGCAAAUAGUAAAGCACAGUAUGCACGAUUAGAUGAAAAAAGAAAGAAAGAGAAAAAGGAAUUUUCACCUCCACCACCACCACCAUUGCCUGAUACUGUGAAGCCUAUAAAUGCACCUGUGCCUGAAACAACAAUUCUUACUCCGCAGCCUUUAUCUCCACCUGCCAAUGAUCUUCAAGAUCAUGUGAAAACAAAUGGUCUUGAUUUUGCUGAUUUUGAUAAUGAUACAAGCAGUCCAUUUGAUAAUAUGGAACUAAAAACAAUCAAUGACAUGGAAGAACUUGCUCAGGUAUUACAGCCUACAUCUCAAUGGGUGCCACCAGGAAAAUUAGAAAGUAUAUUGAAUGACUUAACUGUUAAUGAGCAAUCAGAAACUCAUAUGGAAGAAAAAAAUGAUAAUAUCAAGAGUGAAACAGUUGAUCAGGAAGAAGUUAAUAAACAAGAAAAUGUUAAGCAUCGUAGUGUAUCUGCAAUUGUACAAGAGCUUCAAAGAGAUUUAGAAAGACCUGUCAUGGAGGAUCGAAAAUCUUGGCAAAAUUCAGAAACUUCUGACUCUAACUCUCACGAAAUAUUAAAACAAGAAGAGCCAGUGGUAACAAAUCAAGUUUCUCUUAUGAAUAUAUUACUGGAUUUAACAGAGGAGGAUAAAAAGUUAGCCCGACAUUUAAGCGAUAUGGGAUUUGCUGUGUCGAAAGCUGCUCGCGCUAUUCGUGAAUUAGGUGGUCAAGAUAAUAAAAAAAUUGUAGAAUAUUUAUUAGCUGUGCAAUCUUUAGAGGAAAUGGGAAUUUCUGGAGAGGAUGCCGAGAAAGCUCUUGCCCUUACAGAAUUCAAUCAAGAAAAAGCCAAAGCUUAUUAUAAAAAUCUAUGUACUUUACGAGAUUUAGGUUUUCCUGAAGAAGAGGCAUCUGCUGCUCUUCUGAAAUGUAAUAUCGAUCGCGACAGAGCUUUAGAUUUUCUUAUAACUUAA